Hypoxylon fragiforme is the source of this 2022-nucleotide messenger RNA. RefSeq lists its product as uncharacterized. The record is from RefSeq and is a predicted model, not a curated record. The coding region runs from base 71 to 1996 and encodes 641 amino acids. Lineage: Eukaryota; Fungi; Ascomycota; Sordariomycetes; Xylariales; Hypoxylaceae. The transcript has a single exon.
CUUACAUCGACCUGCCUAGUCGUUCACCAUCGCCCCUUAUGAAAUACUAGGCAACGACUGCUGCCUCCAGAUGAAAUUUCCAUUUUCGGGACAGAUACCCAACUAUAUAAAUCGCGAUGGAUCACCAAGAGUAGCAAGAGCAGUGGCGCGAAGUAGUAGUAGUGCCCAACUGACCCAUCAUCUGCUGCCUGCUUGGCAUCGCCAUUCCUCCAAGCCUUUUCGUUCUCUUGCUUGCAAAACUACGACAAGACAUAUAGGAACAAUGACAAAUACCAAUCCCUUCUCAACCCUUCUCGGGCAGCAUGAUUCGAUCGCCAUCGCUAAGCUAGCCUCCCUCCAGCCAGCCGCUGAUCGCGAUGCUCCUAUCAAGGUCGUUAUGACAAAUAUGAGCUUGAAAGACACUGUCUACGAAUGCAUUUCGUACGAUCGUUCCUUGGCCAAUUCAGCUAACGAAACCCUGGUGACCAUCUCCGUGGACGGCGAGGACCAGGCCAUCCCCUCCGCUCUCGAAAGCGCACUGCGCAUGUUUCGCCGCAAGUUUCGGCCCCGCUAUCUCUGGGCUGACCUGCUGGCGGGCCGCACGCCGGAGGAGCGCAGCGCACAGGCGAGCAUGCAGCGCCAGGUGUUGGAGAACGCGGAGCGCACGCUGUGCUGGCUAGGGCCGGACAACGGCGAGAAAACGACUAGGGCCUUCCAGACAAUCCACGAAAUCAGCCGGCGCUACUCCGCCGCUUGUCAGGAGGUGGGCGUGGGCCCCGACGACGCCUUCACCCGCAUCACCAUGCAGCAGCUGAUGGCGCUGCGGGAGAAGCUCUUCGACUGUGCCUUCGACGAUCUCAACUCGUUCGACUUCAGCCACUGGAACGUGAUCUACGACGUCUUCGGCGCGUCGUACUGGCAGUCCGUGCAGAGCGUGUCGGACAUCGUGCUCGCGAAGGCGCCAAUCGUCGUGUGCGGCCGCAGCAACAUCCGGUGGCACGACUACAUCGCCGCGUCGCGCGGCAUGCCCAUUUUCCAGGGCAAGUUCUUCCGGGUGCCGCUGCUGCCGCACGUGCUGAAAGGGUUCGAGAUCGCCAACUCCAUCGAGAUUGCAGAGCGCCGCCGCCGCCUGAACGAGUCCGUCGAGCUGCUCCCCAUGAUCCAGACCGCGCGCGAGUGCGCCACCAAGGACCCGCGCGAGACCGUCUUCUCCAUGCAGCUCAUCGCCACGCCGUCGCGCCGCAUCGAGUUCCACGACCAAGGGCCCCAGCCGCUCCCGGCGAUCGACUACACGAAGACGGUGCCGCAGGUCUUCGUCGACGCCGCGCGGUACUCCGUCCUCGAACGCCAGGACCUCAUGAUCUGGUUCGGCGAGCGGCCCCCCUGCGCGCGCCGUCUCCGCCGCCACGCCCGCCGCGGUGGUCUGCCGACCUGGGUCCCCGACUACACCGCCGAGCCGCCUAAAAAGAACAUGGCGCCAUUCAACCCGAACACCCACAUGCGCGGGUGGUGGGACCACAUCACCCCCGCCUCCGCGCGCAAACCCCUGCGCGUCUCGUACCCCGACGACGACGACGCCGACGACAGCACCAGCACCGCCGCCCGGCUACACUUACAAGCGCGGCCCCUCGGGCGCAUCACGCACGUCUCACCCAUCUUCAACGGCGGCAACCUUCGACGCCUCUGCUUCUCCGAGUUCCAGAAGCUGAUCCUCGACACCUCCAACUCCCCCAACAACUACUACCCGAACGAACCCCUGGCCCUCACCAAAGACCGCUUCUGGCGCACCCUCCUCCUCAACACCUCCACCUCCCACGACGCCGCGGGAUCCCUGCGCUCGUUCCCGCCCCCCCCUCCCUCGAUGGCAGCGCACUUCGAGAGCCUGGUCGCAGACGGUGCUCAGCAUGCUGGGGUGCACGCUGGCGGAGCUGCAGACGGCGGAGAACGCGGCGCGGAUCCGCGCGAGCGCGGAGCUGAUGGCGCUGGUGCCGCGGUGCGGGGCCGCGGCGCCGUUUGAGGAGGCGCUGCGGGCGCGGGCGGUCG